CGCAAAGGGAAACCACUCAUGAAUUUUAUGCAUAGUUUCAUAUUUCUGAGCUCUCAUUGUACGGUAACCUUCAGUAGACGUCCUGAUGUUGUCAUUGUGCCUCUUCUUAUAGACUACGUUCAAGAUGUCGAAAAACUACGACCAACUUUUUAAGAUUAUUCUCAUCGGAGAUUCCGGCGUUGGUAAGACGUGUAUUUUAUGUCGCUUUGCCAACGACGAAUUUAACAAAUCGCAUAUCUCAACGAUCGGAAUAGAUUUUAAAAUGAAAACUAUASUCAUCGAUGGCAAACGGAUACGAAUWCARAUGUGGGAUACUGCAGGACAGGAAAGAUAUGAAACAAUUACAACACAAUAUUAUAGAAGAGCACAGGGAAUAAUUCUGGUAUAUGAUAUCACAAGAUUAGAAACUUUUCACAAUAUAAAAAAAUGGCUUAGAUAUGUAGAUGAGCAUGCCAAUAAUAAUGUACAAAGAGUGUUAAUAGGAAAUAAAAGUGAUAUUGAAAGUGAAAGAAUAGUACCUAAAGAAUCAGGAAUAAAGUUGGCAGCAGAAAGAAAUAUUCAGUUUUAUGAAACAAGUGCAUACGCAAAUAUAAAUAUAGAUGAAGCAUUCAGAGAUAUAUGCAAACAAAUUAUACACAGUAUGGAAGCCACCCAGAAUGGUGGUAACGAAGAAACAACCAAUACUAAUUAUCGAACAAGCGCAAUAUUUCUAGACACCAAGAAAGAGGUUCUUAAUGAAACUAAAUGUUGCUCUUAGUAAAAUAAAAAGCAUGCAAGUGUGAUAGCAAUAUAUCCAUGAACUAGACACUCUAGGAACUUACCCUGCUUAGCAGUCCUCUCCAAUUCUCUUAGAGACCUGCUAUGCAGGCUGUAAGUACUGUAUUUUGUCACCAACAAGUAACAUUUAAUUAUCUCAAAACAAUUAAUGCUGCUUUUGGGAGCAAAUGUUUAUAAUAAUAUAAAUGCAACACUUCAAUAUGUCAUUUGCCCAUCCAUGUGGGCCAUCAGUUUGAACAAAAGGUGCACUUGUUAGAACCAGGUUUCACUACAUUGUGAGUGAAAAAAGUCAGGAACAAGGAUGAUUUAAUUUAUUUUAAUUAUUGAUUUACCAAACAUAUUUUUAUUGCACUAAAAUUAAUAUAAUUUGUAAGAAAUGAAAGUAAAUUUAUGAACACUUAAAUAUUAUGCAAUAAUAUUGCAUACUACUGUGAUAUUGUCAAAGUUCUUGCUACUUUCCAUUUGUAAAAGAAAUAACAGGCAAUUUCAAUAAAACUWUAUUUAGUAAA
Molecule: messenger RNA, 1286 nt
Organism: Exaiptasia diaphana
Lineage: Eukaryota; Metazoa; Cnidaria; Anthozoa; Actiniaria; Aiptasiidae
Product: ras-related protein Rab-13
Exons: 8
Coding region: 125-757 (210 amino acids)
Molecular function (GO): GTPase activity; GTP binding
Source: RefSeq, a predicted model, not a curated record